Penicillium oxalicum is the source of this 2334-nucleotide messenger RNA. RefSeq lists its product as uncharacterized. The record is from RefSeq and is a predicted model, not a curated record. Bases 1 to 2334 code for a protein of 777 amino acids. The transcript has 3 exons. Lineage: Eukaryota; Fungi; Ascomycota; Eurotiomycetes; Eurotiales; Aspergillaceae.
AUGGGUAUCGUUGUCAGUGGCGAAGAUCGCAAGACCAACUCCUUGGAUGAGCAGCAAAUAAUCAACCAGAUUGCCGCCGAAAACGACUUUGGUCUGGUUAUCACCACCUUGGAUCAGCUCUUUGUGUUCUUCGGAACUUGGUGGUCUUUCUCUUUGACUGGGCGCGUUAAUACCUUUCAUCGCUAUACGCACGCUGCGUUGCUUGACGUGAUUCGAGCAGAGCGUCAGACUACAGGGGUCCUGGGCUUCUAUUUUGCUGGGAUACCGACUUGGGCCAUCUCUAGUGGACUAGCCAUCGCCAGAGAAAACCCAUUGAAACGCAUCUUCGCCACAGCACGCGAUUAUGUGCUUGACCUCACCGGGAAUGACAAGCUUUCACUUGGAGUACGAUCGUUUUUCAUACUUAACUACUCAGUUGUGCGAACAUCACUUCUGCUGCUUUCUGUUGAGACCUACUUGUACUCCCUCCUUCAAUCACUCGCUCUGGUCUCUUCAAGCUCGAUGCCUGCCAUCACCAGUCUCUUUCCAUUUGGACGAAAGUCUCUCCUUUUCUUACCAUCACCGCCUCGUGAAAUUUCAGGAUCGUCCUUGUGUCAGUUUGCAUUGCAGCUGUUGACUUCUCCAGGGGUCUUGGCAUGCAUCCAUGCUUUCUACUUGCGUCCAAAUCUCGAGGAGCGGAUCUAUCGAUUGAUCCGUCGCCAACUCCCAAAACCGAAGCUGGCAGACGAACUCUCAGUCCGUGUUGCAUACGACGAGAACCUCAUUGACUGGAUUGUGCCUACUUUGGGACGUCACUCCGAAGAGGAAACUCAUAGAGAAAAACUCACGCUGCUCGAAGACAUUAAGUACGAGAUGUCUGUCUUUCGUAGCUGGAUCGUUUCCUUCUUCAGCUUUGUUUCGCGAACCAACUCAGUCAAUCGGGACCCAGGCACACCUAAUCAGGAGAGGAUACAACGUCUUCGCCAUUCGAUUGAAUCUCUACAGCACCAACUGGAGGAGGUCCAGGUUCGCAACAACCUCGUCAGUGCAACCUCUGGCGCUAGCUUGGAGAGGCUCCCUGAGGAAGUCGAAGAAAACAACACGAAUAACGCGAAUCGCUCUAGUCUGCGACCAAUUGCUGAACACGAAGAUAUGCCUGAUUUGCACUCGGGUAUAAACCAGGUUUUUACGAACGAGAAUCGCAUCUCUCAGUCUCCGGGAGAAAUGAGUAAUGAUUAUUUCUCCUCUGACAUCGGGCCCCUUGGCCAGAUAACAGCAACAUCGCCUACAUCCGCCGCAAGAACGCCGGGUCGCAACUUGCAAAGUGACGAUAAUGGGGCUUCUUCGACCAGAACUCAGCUCGAUUCUCGUACAAAUACCCUCUUCUCUCGCCCAUCGUCUCCUGGUACAUCCCCACCGACGUCGCCACGUGUGAGAGCGUCUCUCAUCCACCAAGGAUCUGACAUUAUCACUAUGCAAUUAGAGCUCCUGGGUGCCCGCACUCGUGGCAGACAAAAUGCGGCAUCGACACGCUAUUCCCAUGCUCUAGGCGCAGGGCAUGGAGCAACAGGAUUGAACCCUUUAUCGACCGCAUCCGAUCUCAGGCCGAUUGCCGAUUUUCUCGAAUCGCUGAUAAUGAACCAAGCGCAAAGCCAGGCGUCCCAAGUUCCUCCUACCGGAGAGCGUCCUAAUCCCACCAGCUCCGAGCCCAUGAGAAACAAUCCUGCGCUACACGAAAUGAGUGGCACCGAGGUCCUUGCCCGACACUCUGCGCAACCUAUGUCAGCAACGGAUCAGCCUGCCGAAGCAACCGACGAUGAUGCUGCAGUUUCACUUGCUUCCACACUGCCUCUCGAACGCCUCGAAGGACACCGAGGGUCUGCUCUUCAUGGUCAAUAUCCCACGCUUACUGGGAAUGGCCAAGGUAGAGUGGAGAAUGGAGUGUCUGGCGAUGCACCUCCACUACAGGGUUCUCGAGGAAUGGAACAGGUGUCUCUGAGUAACCAGAUUGGUGCUCACCGAGUCACCUUGCUCUCUGCUCAUCCCGUGGACUCGCUUGCCUCACAUCUUGCCGCAUUUAUUGCAACCAUAAUCCUCUCGCCUAUUGAAUCUCUAUGUCUCCGAUCCUUGGCAACCUCUUACGUCGCAUUGUAUCCACUGGCAACGGGCCGAGACUCAGUCUUACCCGUUGGGCUGUGGUUUGGGGGCACUUCGUGGCCGGAAAUCUCCGCAUACAGUGGCAAGGUGAUCCUGAUGCGCGGGAUGCAGGCUGCUAUUCGAGCAGGAAUCUGGGGGUUCUUGGUCGGAUCAACGAUGAGAAUUGGGCGAAAGUUCUGUGGUUGGGGGGAACUGUAG